Strongylocentrotus purpuratus (purple sea urchin) is the source of this 9227-nucleotide messenger RNA. RefSeq lists its product as uncharacterized. The record is from RefSeq and is a predicted model, not a curated record. NCBI's taxonomy places the organism in Eukaryota, Metazoa, Echinodermata, Echinoidea, Camarodonta, Strongylocentrotidae. Bases 6268 to 7827 code for a protein of 519 amino acids. The transcript is spliced from 8 exons.
UAUGCUGAGUAAUAAUUACCCAUCACCACUUACCGAAUUUUACUUUGCUCAAUUUUUGUUUGCUCAUACAUUGAGUACUAUUUGACCACCGCCCCUUACCCAAUUUAUUUUGCCCAUAUUUGUGUUUGCUCAUAUGCUGAGUAAUAAUUACCCAUCACCACUUACCCAAUUUCACUUUGCGCCUUUUUUUGUUUGCUUAUAUAGGGUAGUAAUUGACCACCGCCUUUUACCAAAUAUAUUUAGCUCAAUUUUCUUUAGCUCACAAUAUGCUGUGUAAAUAUUGCUAUGAAAAAUUGAAAUUAUCUCUCCUGUAAUUGUAACCAUUUACUUCUAGACUAUUUUAAAAUUAUAAUAACAGAGUGUUGAAGCGACGAUGAAUUUGUGCGAGUUUGAUGCUGAAAGAGUCCAAGAUUUAUCUUUUGUGAAAACUGAGCCAUCUUAACCAUGUAGGCCUAUAGAGUUACAUAAUCUACGUAAGUAAUGAUCAUGGAACGUACACGCUAUCAUCGUCAAUUACGCGCAUGCGUAAAUGGCAGUGGAAACCUUCGAUGGGGACUAGACUUACGUUUAACCAGACUUGGGUAAAGUUUGCCUGGUAUUGGUCUUGGGGUAGCGCGCACAUGGCCUGGUCGCUCGCGAUCAGCAUGCCAUGCGCAGUACUAUUUCUAUUUACUCGGUAUAGCCGGCGCGGCCGUCCCGGCCCGGGAGCUCGAGCUAUAUGAUGCACCAACGUAACUAGCAGCCUGUACUGUACGUACGUACGUACGUAUAUACGCAUCAUAUCGGAGUCUUGCAUGCUAGAGCCUGAGGGUCUAAAAAUGGAGCUCGACAACUGCUGCGGAGAUAGUUCAAGUGAAGAUGGGUUCAUAGACCCUCUCACCAAAAUCGUUCAAAGGUGGGGAUGUCCGUCAGUGUUAAAGAUACUAGAAGGUACGUUCACAUCUUAUUGAGAUUAGAAGUUUAGAACAUGAUCAACAGGUACUUGCUGUAGACUUGUUCCCAUAUCCAUAACACAUGAGCAACAUGUAGACUAGUUCUAUAUGCCUCAGCAAUGGUUAAUGAAUACGCUUCAAUUCAAUUGGUCUAUUAAACUUUGCCUCAAAUUUGCUCUUUUAAUGCAUGUGUUACUAAUCCAAACUAAUAUUUGAUUGAUAUAGGUCUAGAUAUCAAAUUCAAAUUGUACUGUUUCCAUGAAUUUUAGAUCACAAAUGAAUAUUUAAAAAUAUUUUGUUCAAGAUUUUACAAAACCCAAAGGCCAAAACCUGCUACAAUACAUACAUAACACAAUACCCUCCAUUUUCUAUGGAUCAUGGGUUGUAUGGGGUCCAAUCACAGAACUCUUUAAUACGUAUUUAAGAGUUCUGUGGGUCCAAUACAUUGGACCACAUACUUGUAGGUGUGUACCCAGAUAGUAAUACAGUACGUGGGACUGGUGUAAUUUUGAACAAUUAUCUCUGUUAUCUGAAAUUGGUAUUACUAUACUAGAUCUAGUCUAGGUCUAGAUCUAGAUCUAGGCCUACUUAUAUUUAAUAAUCAACACUGAACUGAAUGAUUCAUCAGAAAAUUGAAGUUGUCAAAUAAUGUACAAUUUUAUGAACAUUAUUUUGUGGAAGAUCAUCUUUCAUUUUCCUGUAGAUCUAGAAGUCUAGAUUUCAAAAAGUGAGACAAUUUGUCUUGCCCAUUGCCAUGUUAAGGAUUUUGCCCUUUCAUUUUCUACAGGACUUUGAAAUUCAAACACUCUAAAAAAAUGUUGGGCAAGUGCCCAAUUUUUACCCAACAUGAGGGCACUUAUGUGUCCGACUAACUAUUGGGUAAAUUAAAGAUUUUGCAUGAUUUACCCAGUGUUGGAUGAAAAGAAAAUACCCAACUUUUAACCAACAAAAUUUACCCCAAUAGGAAAUUCACCCAAUUCUCACCAUAAUGUGUAGUAUAUUCGACACUAGUUGGGCAAAUUAUUUCAUCAGUAACAUGGUUGGUAGAAAAUAACCCAAUUAUUGGACAAAAAUGACCAACUUUAAUUUGCCCAAAAAUAUUACCCAAUUAUUUCAUCGGUAACUACAUGGUUGGUAGAAAAUAACCCAAUUGUUGGACAAAAUUUGCCCGACAUCAGUUUUACCAAGUAACACCUACCCAACUUAUUUCUGACCUUUUAUUAGGUAACUUCAUACAGUAAAUGGUUGGGAGAAAUUAUUUGACAAAAACGCGCCAAACUUUGAUUUGCCCAGUAACAUCUGCCUAACUUUGUUUUACAGAGCAUAGACUCUACAUCCUCUUGGUUUUAAAUGGGGCUAUUAAUUAUGUGCUAUUGCGAUAUUCCUUGUCAUAACUAAAAGGCAGUUGACCCACAUUUUAGCCCAUAUUAAUAGCCUAAUUCAAAACCAAGAGGCUGUGGUGGUUUUCGAAAUUGCAGUGACCUCGCUGUAGUACACGAAUGGGCACAAUUUUUAACAUGGGUACAUUUUUUCUCAUUUAAAAAAAUCUUUUUCUGAAAAUAAUUUUUAAAUAUGGAAAAAUUACAGAUGCUUAAGCCACCAAAUUAUGCCCACAAAAUUGUACACUAUUUUACUACAUGUCCAGAUUUCAAUGAAAUCAUUAGAACCGAUGGACGGAUUACCAUCCAAACUUGGGACAUGUACAUGUAUCUUGCAAGUUGCAAAGCCAACGAACUGAUUCGAUUUUGGGAUGGAGGUGCACAUGGAGGAAGGACAUUCGUUAGUACAGGAUUAACUGUCCUAUUUUGCUUCAUAUCAGUGAAAUGUUCCAGCACAUGCAUUUUUUUUAAUGUUUCACACCACUGAACAAUAAGCUGUACAAAAGAAUUAUUAAACACCACAAAUUAUCUUUUCUAGGAUAAACAAUUGUCAGUUGCCUCUAUUCAAGGUAACACACUAUAAUUUAUAUAUGGUUGUAUGGUACUGUAAGUGGCCUGUGAAAGGCUUGAGUGCUAGACUUUUUGAGAAACCCUGGUCAGAUAAAGCUAGGUUAUUUGUCAUACUAAAGCUGAGAAACAUGGCUACUAAUGCAGACAAUAUCAUGGCAGCCGCAAAAGGUUGAACAAAACAAUUACCGGUAUGGCAGUUUAAAGUUGAAGUAAUAGGCAUGACAGUGCACAUGGAGAAGACACAUAUGAUUAUCAAUGAAUUAGUAAUGUUAAUUAACCAAUCAGCAUAUAUUGACCGCUAUGCUAACUCUCAAAUCAUUCUGAUUCAUUUGGUAAGUUGAAUGACUUUCUUUGAAAUCAAAUUCAUUGCUGAUGCAACUAAUCUUUAUACUUUAAAUAGGCCCCUACAUUGUUAAAAAUUAGGCACAAUUUGACUAAACUAAGGUGAUUACUAGUAUGACUUUAGAAAAGGUUUCCAUUCUUAAUUUGAUUGUGUGGAUGUUAGUAACAUCACCUGAAAAUAAAUAGCAAUUAGUUGAUACAAUUCGCUAGUAUGAUCUAAAAGUAAGUUUUCUAUACGAAGACCAAAUUUUCGAGAAAAUCGCAUUUGAAAAUUCAGAUUUUCAUAGACUCUUGUGGAAUAACAAAAAACAUUGAUUAUGCGAUUUAUUCAAAAUGGAAGAUAUUUUAGCUGGAACAUGAGCAAAUGUUUACAGCUUAUCAUUAUCUAAAACAUAUACUUUUGUUUAAUUUGCGCAACCAUACGUGUGUUUGUGGUAUUAUAUGAAAACAAUCAGUUUAUGCUGCACUAAGCCUUAUUUAUCAAUCUCUCCCUCUUCUUCUCCAGAAAAUGAAGUUGAUGUGGAAACCCUUCCCCUUCUAAGUGAAAGUAUAAUCACAUCCUUCAUACCCAAGAUUGGACCUCGAUUGAAGUUUCUCGCUGGGUGGCGUGCAGAGGUAGGCCCUAGAUGUGGCACAAUAUCUCACUAUGGAUAGUUACAGAUGCUUUCAGUGUCUUGAUUUAAUUAGGGGGGAUAUUUCUUGCCUAUUCCAUCAUUUAAAAUACACACAUACAACAACCAGGGGGAAAAAUGUAAGUAUAACAUGCAUGCAAGGGGCAUGUAGACUAACAUUUCGUACAUUAUCGGGAUAUAGAAAACAUCUCAUUUCAAAGCACGCUGCACGGAUAAAGACGUCAAGCACAACUACAAAAGCAGUUCCAGAUCACCAAAGUGAAACCUGUUAUGAAGGAUCUGUUCUAGGAAAGAAUAACAACACUGAAGGGAAUUUGGAACAACUGCACCAGGAAAAGGCAUUGUUUGUUGGAGAAAGCAGUGAGCAGGAAGAUGUCUCUUUUGAAACGCAAACAGAGAGACUACCUGAUAUUGCAGCAAAGUUUGUAGCAGAACUCAGGGCAAGGACUAAUGUGCCUGCUUCACACACCAACAAGGUCAUUCAAACCGCACAAGAUUUGGUUAUUUCUGUGUUACAAACUGUGCAACAGGAUGUGAUGGAUAUCUUAAGUGAGCCACAAUAUGCAGCUAACAGUGAGCUGAGAUCUGAUAUACAAGAUGUAUUCGAGAAUUCAAAGAAUCCAUUUUCAGAGCUCAUGUCAGAUACUCAACAGAAAAAAUAUUUCUCUGAGAAAGGUGAUUUCAUUCAGCCUUGUGAGGUGUUGUUGGGAACUUGCUUAAAACCAAAAAUUGAUCAAAAGACAGGUGAUCCACUGCAAAGCACACAAAAAGAAACCUUUCAAUAUAUACCACUAGCUGACACUAUUAAACAAUACUUAGAGCGACCAGGAGUAAUGAACGCCAUACUGUCUCAAAAAGGAUCAAAAGAUAAUGAUGUUUUGUAUUCAUUCAAAGAUGGUCACUAUUAUAAAAGGCAGGAAGCUACUGCUAGACAAGACUGUGAAUUCUUAGUGCCUCUGUUGUUGUACAAUGAUGAGUUUGAGACAGCCAAUCCGCUUGGGUCAAAACGCGGCAAACACAAGGUAAGUGCCUUUUAUACAAGUGUGUUAUCCCUUCCCAGGAAAUACCAGGCUAGGCUAGAAAAUAUCAUGCUCACAGCUAUGAUCACAUCUCCGCUUUUGAGUAAAUAUGGCAUCUCAGAAGUUUUGAAGGUAAUCAAGGAUGAUCUGCAGCAGAUGUGGACUGAUGGACUCACUAUCAAGUGCAAAGAGUUUGAGGGUAGGGUCAAACCCUACUUAUUCCAAGUUGUAGGGGACAAUCUUGGCAUUCAUGCCAUGCUGGGAUGUACAACCUGUUUCCGUGCCAACUAUUACUGUAGAUUCUGUAGAGGCCAUCGCUCGUUGCUUCAGAAACAGCCAAAAGAGGAUGCCCAAUAUCUCCGUGAUGAAAUAAACUAUGAUACAGAUCUUCAAAAGCCCUUGUCAGAAUCUGGCUUGAAGCAUGCAACAGUUUUGAAUGAAUUGCCUUACUACCAUUCCACCCAAAACUUAUGUCCAGAUGUAAUGCAUGAUUUUACAGAGGGAGUCUUGCCCCUGGAAAUGCACCUUGUUUUGAGUAAACUUGUUCAGAAGGGUUUCAUAACACUGGAUGAGGUGAACAGUAGAAUAUCCUCAUUCAAUUUUGGCUUUGUGGACCGCAAAAACAGACCAAGCCCAAUCAGGCAGGCAUCACUGAAGAAUCCAUAUUCUGCCAGUGGACAGACAUCAGCACAGAUGACGUGCCUUGCAUACAACAUCCCUCUCAUGUUAGGAGACAAGAUUGAUGAGAUGUGUGAUGAGUGGGAACUCUUACUGUCAAUCAUUGACAUCUUCAAAAUCAUUAUGAGUCCCAGUAUCAGUAAGUCUGCCAUCUAUGUCCUGAAGGCAAUGAUUGAUGAUCACCACAGGCUCUUCAUGCAGCUCUUCCCUGAAGCUAGUCUAACUCCGAAGCAGCACUUUCUUGUGCAUUACCCACGUGCACUGAAACACCUUGGGCCACUGACCCAGUAUUCAGCAUUGCGUUUUGAAGCAAUGCACAGACCUUUCAAGCAGAUUGCCAGUGUAUCUUGCAACUACCAAAACAUUGUCAAAACAUUGGCUAACAGAUACCAAAUGGCACGGUGCUACAGGUCAGUAUCAAAUCAGUCACUGGAUAGCCAAGAUAUCAAUGUGUCACAGCAAGCUGCAGCAAUGCUUGGUGAUCUACUUGAUGAUGAGGCACUUUGCAAAAAAAUUAACUGUGGAAGGGGAACCGAAGUUACAGUUGCUGGGAAAGUGGACAUUCAUGGAUAUGAGUUCCGGGCAGGUGUUGAUGUACUUCUAUAUUGGACUGAUGAUGAUGGACCCACGUUUGGACGUGUUCAGCAUAUUGUAGUGGUGCAAGAAAAGUUGUAUCUGCUCCUUCGGCUGUAUCAGACCUUGUACUUCAACAGACAUGUUGAAGCAUUUGCAGUACAGGUGGGCAGAGAGGAAUCACAAGCUGCUGUUGAAUGGUGUGACCUGUUUGAUCACAGGCCAGUCAAUGCUGUCCAGUCCUAUAGUGGAAGAGGGCGCUGCUUGUAUAUUGUGGUGCACCAUUCAUUCAUCUAGGAACAAGAAGUAUCAUGCUGCAAAUCAACAAAGCAUGGAACAAGCAUCAACGUCGACAAGAAGCCCAUCAGUGUUCUCCUUAGAUGACUGCUCAGAUCUCUCUUGUGUAACAGGAAGUGAGUGGAGUCCCAGACAAAGCCCUUCCCAGCCCAGUUUGGAUACGCCACUUUACGACUCCCCAGAAUCCAAGAGUCCUGAUCAACAUCCUCCCCUGAAACGGGUCAAGAAAGUGCAUUUCAACAUUGCUUGUAUAUUGAGAGAGACCACCAUGGGAAGAGCAGCAUUAAGGAACAUCAAUGCUACAAAUCUCUGCAGCAAAAGGGACCGGCAUACUGUUGUGGAUAUGUUGACUCAGUACCUGAUACGGGAGUAUGGUACCAAGCCAAGCUCAUUUGUGAAGGCAUCAAUGGCCCAUGCCAUUGUGACAAGCUUUCCUUUCUUAAAAGAUCCAGAAUCUCCACUUGGCUAUGAGGCCUGGUACUGCGUGGGGGCCAAGGGACGGCCAGCAACAGGCUACCUGGAGGAGCAUCUGAGGUAUGUCAGAAAAAAGGAGAAGUCCCUGAGGGUACCAGUAGCUGAAGACGAGGCAGAGUCUCAAAAGCAAGGAGAUACCGAUCUUGAGUCUGUGAACGAUGAUAACAUCACGACAAUGGAAGAAUGGCUGCGUAACAACAAGGAGCCAGAGGACAUGGUGAAGGACUACAUGAAACAAACAGCAACAAAAAGACAUGACUGGAUCAAGAGAAGUGACUGUUGUGUGAAGAACAUUCUUACCACAUAUCCCAGACUUCUCGAUGCUGGAAUGAUUGAAGGAGAUUUUGCAGAAUUGUUCCCAGAGAAAGCAAACGCACUGUACCAGAAGUGGCCCACAUUCUGUAACAAAGUAGUGGACUUCACCGAGAAAACUGGCAACUGGAGAAGUGCAAGAGCCGAAUUCGAAAACAUUCAUGACCCUGGGAAACUCAGUCUUGAGGAAAAGAGCAAUCUUGGAUUCUACAUGCUCCCAGUCUUGUUCCGAGGAAGGAAAGAUUCCAAGAGAGGAACGUACACCACUGCAGAAACAUUGUCGUCCUUCAUUGACGUUCAACCAGAGGUUCUCGACAUCCAGACUUAUGUUGAUAACAUUGAUGAAGCAGUCAGGUCACAGCCAUUUGUUGUUGUGCGUGGGAACAUUCUCACACCAAUACAGGCGUACGUCGUAGUAGAGAGGAGGAUACUUCCUGCCGCAACACUGCUUAAAGCAGUCGACUUGUGCUUUAAGGCACUUUAUGUGAUGGAUAUCGAAUAUCAGCCGCAAAGCUGUUCUGUUUGGAAAUUUCUCCAGAUUGUGGUGUUCCAGUUUACCGAUGGGGAGCAUCUUACACCAAAGCUGCGGGAGGUCCGAGCCUUCAUGAACAUGCCAUAAGCCAUCAUGAUGUGUUCACGCCAAGAUUGAUUACUGGUGAUAUAUUUCCUACAGAUGAAACUGACACAUCAUCGUUUAGCACAUUUUGGCUACUUGAACCAGUUUAUUUUGGGAGAAAAAAAACUGGAAAAAAGUAUUAUUUUGGACAAAAUAACCUUAAAGACAAACUGUUAUGAGUUGGAUUCAGCACAUUAUUUUACAUAAUUUAGACAUGUUUGUGUAAGACUGAAGAUUUGAGGGUGGGGUGAGGAUCGCUGAAUAAUAUUAAAAAAAAGAGUGAAUUUAUACACAGCAGAAGUCUUUGUGUACAUUUUAAAAAUGAUAAAGGCCUAAUUGUUUUAUCCCAAUCAUUGCUUAACAUCCCCACCUUGAAAGUUUAAGAAAACAAAUGAAUAUAUGCCAAGUAUAAAUACAAAACAUAUUAUUGGCUAUAAAUCUUUUGCACUGGCGUAUACAAAUGCUUAUCGUGUUUGGUCUUAAUCCCAAGAGUACUGUUUCAUAACUCGUACAUCAAAAUGAUAUAUUUCUUCAUAAAACAUGAGCUAUGAUAUUUUCUGCGUUUAAAAAAGCAAGUGGGGUAUAUGAUUGUAAAUUACAUAUACCAUUAAUUUUCAUGUAAUGUGUAUCGUCCAUUGACCCUACGCUGAACUCUCUGCUGAAUGGACUGCAUGCAUUAAUUUACAUCGCGCAAAGCAGAAGUAGAGAAGUCAACAUUUUUAUCUACAUUUUGCAAAAUUGUAUUGAUAUUAUUGAUAAUAUCAAUAAAAUCAAUCAAACUGAGUAUAGCAGGUAGGGUCAAUUGAUUUUUGUUGUCUUUAAUCUAAUCAAAAAGUUAUAGUAGGCAGUGUGUAUCCUUGUUAUUUGAUCAGUACCUGUUCACCAUCACAGAUAGCCAAACUUUCAUGUGGUACUUCUGCACAUGUCAAAUAAUCUAGAGGGAUUUGAAUUUAUUUCCUCUUUUUUUUUUACUUCAAAAAAAUGUGUUCAUGUGUAACACUCUAAGGCAGAGUAUUGGUGUGUCAGGAUAAAUGAACACUAUGCCACACCCACAAAAUAUAUAUGAUGCACAUAUUCAUGUAUGAAAUCAGAGUACAUGGAAUACAUACAGUGUACAUCAAAGUUGUCAUGCUGCACCAAACAGGGGCUAUAUUUGCAUUUACUUUUUUUAAAAGGUUGUAUUUUUUUCACCAAAAAUUGUAAUGUUGUAGUUGAUGUUAACAAGUUUUGUUUUUACGUUUCUGAUGAAAACAACAACAUGUGUUUACUGUGUAUGUUAUUUGUGUUUCAGUUAAGCAAUUAUUACCCUUUAGAUGAGAAAAAGAGUUGAGCCAAUAGAUGUUAUGGAAAAAAUGUUGAGCAAUGAUUAUCCAACAGACGAAUUAAAGAGUUGGGCAAAUGGA